This is a messenger RNA of Coniophora puteana RWD-64-598 SS2, 1118 nucleotides long. RefSeq lists its product as uncharacterized. The transcript is spliced from 3 exons. The coding region runs from base 621 to 1118 and encodes 165 amino acids. The record is from RefSeq and is a predicted model, not a curated record. NCBI's taxonomy places the organism in Eukaryota, Fungi, Basidiomycota, Agaricomycetes, Boletales, Coniophoraceae.
GCUUAGCGCUACGGUUCCCACGGCUUGACGCUGUGCAUUGUGGAGCCCCGGUUGGCGUUGCCAGCGCUGUUGACGAUUCAGAGAAGCUUGGUCUGCUAGAAAAUGGUGUGCUCAAGGAGGUGCAGGUGCAAACAGGUGAACUCUUCAGAUUAUCUACUUCAGUUGACCAUGUUGGAUCCAGAGCCCCUCUGUCUUCUCCCCAGCGCUGGCUGCUCAAUAAAGCGCGAGGCAAACCAUAUGGAAGGAUGCUAUCUAACCGUCCAAAGGUCUUUCUAUCAUCCUCGUAUCAAUAAGAACCCACAUGGCGCUAGCGCGCGUUCCCUGCGUCGCCAUAAGCUUUGGAUGACAUCGGGCGCCAGAAUCAUCCUUUUUCCCGCUAGCACUGGCGAAUUCCCAUUCUGUUCACUCCGUAUGCGUUGGCAGUUACAAUCAUCCCAUCAUUCGACCGAGAAUAUAAGCCUGCUGGCAGGCUUCAUGAGGGCUUCACCACCUCUCCCUCGGUGAUCCCCUCGUCCCCGGUCGGUCUGUCCGCCUUCGUGCACUGGCACUAGAGUCCACACAGUUACGCUUCAGCUGGUCCUGAUCCACACUCACUCAUACACGCUUAACGCUUCACUGCCAUGUCCUCUGUGCUACUCACGCUUGCGCUCGCCGGCCUUGCCGCAGCGACUCCGACCCCCAUCCGCCGCCAGAGCAUCACCACGCUCGGCCAGUCUGAUAUCAACGGCUUCACGCCCUAUACGUGGUAUGCAUCCGCCGGGUACUGCCCAGCAAACGAGACGAUCAACUGGAGCUGCGGCACGAACUGUGACAGCAACUCAGGCUUCAAGCCGAUCGCGUCGGGCGGCGACGGCGACUCUGUGCAGUUCUGGUACGUCGGGUUCGACCCGAGCAUGAACGAAAUCAUCGUCGCGCACCAAGGCACGGAUCCGUCCGAGUUCGAGUCGCUCCUUACGGACGGAGAGUUUACGCUCACGAACCUGAACGGCAACGCGACGCUCUUCCCUGGGAUUGACGACUCGAUUCAGGUGCAUCGGUCAAUCUCCCCGACAAGACCGUUGACAAACCAAGGAUUAUCAAUGGGAAUCGAUGCCGGGCUCGAAAAAUGCACAAGUUGA